Meyerozyma guilliermondii ATCC 6260 is the source of this 708-nucleotide messenger RNA. RefSeq names its product Golgi transport complex subunit. NCBI's taxonomy places the organism in Eukaryota, Fungi, Ascomycota, Pichiomycetes, Serinales, Debaryomycetaceae. The record is from RefSeq and is a predicted model, not a curated record. Bases 1 to 708 code for a protein of 235 amino acids. The transcript has a single exon.
AUGUCCACGUUUGCAAUGUUCCACGACCAGGACUUUGAUCCUGCGUCCUACGUCGACGCUCUAGUGCUGUCCAUGGCACAAAAAGACCCUUAUUCAAAGAAAAGUCUACUGGAAAUCAACAAUAAAUGCUCCAAUUUGGUGGCCCAUCUAGACUACUAUACCGGCCAACUAUCACGAGAAGUCAUAGAAAAAACUGAAACCUUGAAGAAAUCAUCGUCAGCAUUGGUUUCUCACGACACAAACGACUCCUACGACCAAAUAUCACGCCUCCAAUACUACAUAAAUUCGGUUUCAAAUGCCGUUAUCGCACUCAAGGCAGACGUCGAAGUGGUGAAUACGCAAUUGGAAUCUGCUUCGGAUGCAGAUCACGAGAAGAUCCAGAGCUUGAUCAAACUCAAGGAGUGUCGUAGUAACCUCCUUCUGGUGCUCUCGAUUUUCGAGAAAAUUGACGUUGUUACUCGCGAUAGAGCCGACCAGGUGUCCACCAUAACUGUCACUGAUUUUGCCAAGGCUCUUUCACUUCUCCACACCACAAUCACAGCCCAAUUAUCCAAUCCCGCUACACGCACUGAAUCCUUGAAGCAGAACAUAGAAGAUUUGAUCCAACUCCUACCAGUAUUCCACAACAUGCAUCGCUUCUACCCUAUAUAUAAAGAUUUUGUGGGGAAGCUCUCCGGUGAAAGACAAAACUACCCAGAAAUGAACUAG